Molecule: messenger RNA, 1582 nt
Organism: Cucurbita moschata (crookneck pumpkin)
Lineage: Eukaryota; Viridiplantae; Streptophyta; Magnoliopsida; Cucurbitales; Cucurbitaceae
Product: protein JINGUBANG-like
Exons: 1
Coding region: 324-1547 (407 amino acids)
Molecular function (GO): protein binding
Source: RefSeq, a predicted model, not a curated record
UCAGGAUGAUCGUACAAAUACAUACAGCAUCCUUGCCGUUUCGAUAGCCUAAGAAUGAGUCCGCUCUCCACAUUCGGUUGUUGUUCCUCAAUUUCUCCUCCUCACAUACCCUAAAAUCCCUCUCUCUCUCUCUUUCUGUGAGAACCCCACAAUGUUCGGCACCGGAGGCUCAUCCAGACGCGGCCUAGUUUUCUCCGAACACGAAGACGACGACAACAACACCGUCCACAAAACACGCUUCAACAAACUCAAUAAAUCCUGCCUCCACGAUUCCGACAUCUCCCUCCGACUCCCACAACCUCGACCUCACCAUCCUCCCUUCAAUGGACACCGAGGCCGACCCGGACCCCUCCUUCUCCACCUCCCCCUUCGCCAGAUCCCCAUGGUCCGCCCACUUCAAUACCGACCUUCCGCCCACACCCGAGGACAAUUCCUUCCUCCCCAAUAUCCUAAUGGGCUCCCUCGUCCGCGAAGAGGGCCACAUUUACUCCCUCGCCGCCGCAGGGGACCUUCUCUACACCGGAUCCGACAGCAAGAACAUCCGCGUCUGGAAGGCUCAGAAGGAAUUCUCCGGGUUCAAAUCCAACAGCGGCUUGGUCAAAUCCAUUGUAAUCGGUGGCCAGAAGAUCUUCACCGGCCACCAGGACGGUAAGGUCCGGGUCUGGAAGGUGUCGACUAAAGACCCAAGCGUCCACAAACGAGUUGGAACGCUCCCCACGUUAGGCGAUUACAUCAAAUGUUCGAUGAAACCCAGAAAUUACAUGGAGGGGAGACGGCGGAGGAACCUGUGGAUAAAGCAUUUCGAUGCAAUUUCGUCUCUGAGUUUGAGCGAAGACCAAAAUUUCCUGUACUCUGCUUCUUGGGACAAGACCUUCAAGGUCUGGAGGGUCUCCGAUUCCAAAUGCUUGGAGUCCAUUCAGGCUCAUGACGACGCCGUCAACACUCUGGUUUCGAGUAUUGAUGGUUUGGUCUUCACUGGAUCGGCCGAUGGCAGUGUGAAGGUCUGGCGGAGGGAGCUGCAGGGGAAGGGGACCAAGCAUUUUUUCUCGCAGACAUUGGUGAAGCAGGAAUGUGCCAUUACUGCUCUGGCUGUCAACGACGAGGCCACUUUCAUCUACUGCGGCUCCUCCGAUGGGGUGGUUAAUUUUUGGGAGAGGGAGAAAUCGUUGUCGCACGGCGGCACUUUGAGAGGGCAUAAGCUUGCUGUUCUCUGUUUGGCGACGGCGGGGCGGUUGUUGUUGAGUGGCUCCGCCGAUAUGGGGAUAUGCGUCUGGCAGAGGACGGCAGCGGAGCAUUCUUGCUUGUCGGUGUUGACGGCCCACACAGGGCCAGUGAAAUGCUUGGCCGUUGAAAAGGACAGUGAAGCCGGGGAAGGCGAGCGGCGGUGGAUUGUGUACAGUGGGAGUUUGGAUAAGUCGGUGAAGAUAUGGAGAGUGUCGGAACAGCCGCCGGCCGUCGAUCAAAGUCCGCGGCAGCAGUUGGGGGAAUCGCCCUCAGGCAGCGGGUUCUUUGUAAAUGCUCCCAGUUUCGUAAUUCGAGGACAGUAACAGCCGAUUUUGAGAUAUUAAUUAAUUCAUUAAUG